Molecule: messenger RNA, 5826 nt
Organism: Hypanus sabinus (Atlantic stingray)
Lineage: Eukaryota; Metazoa; Chordata; Chondrichthyes; Myliobatiformes; Dasyatidae
Gene: lsp1a
Product: lymphocyte specific protein 1 a
Exons: 14
Coding region: 333-2126 (597 amino acids)
Biological process (GO): muscle contraction
Molecular function (GO): actin binding; myosin binding; calmodulin binding
Source: RefSeq, a predicted model, not a curated record
GAAGGGAGGGAGCGAAACGAUGCAAUGUGCGCUAACAGUGCUGAAUGAGAAACACAUGCACUAUGAGUUAGUGUGGAGUUACUAGGUCUGUCUGACUGCGGAAUCGUACAGAGAGGGGGAGAGAGCUGAAGGGAUUAACACUGCAGUUCGCAUGAGAAACCCAAAAAGAAAACUUAACCCAACAAAAGGAGACCUGCGUUUUUAAAAAGAAAAAGCAUUUGCUGUACUUAUCAGCUAUUGAGCUUUGGUACAAGAAGAGACACUCAUAGUCGGAGAAAACGGGAGAAGACUUUUUCCUUUGUUUUGUGUUUGUAUGAUUUACACUGAAGGACAUGACCAGUGCAGUCUUUCGGAGAGGAUCUAGCAAAGAGGGUUUGAAAAACCUCUUGCGGUUGACUGCACAGAGGAGCAUAGAGGACGAGGAGGAGAUAGCCCGUGAGCGCCGGCGCCGGGCCCGUGAAGCACGGCGCUACGACGAGGAUGACAAUGGGUCCUACGCUAGCAACACUUCCACUCCAGUGUUUGAGAGCCACCUAACCACCAAGGAAAACCAAUAUGUCUUAAGUUCCAAGUCAACCAAUUCUGCCCUGGACGAGGACGAAGGUUUCAGUGACUGGACUCAGAGGAGAGAAGAGCGUCGGCAGAAACGUAGGGAGGAGUUGGGAUUCACAGAGGAAGACCAUGUCAAUGAAUCGGCCAUGGAGAAUAGUUUUGCUAGAGAAAGAAGAGAGCAAGAGGACCAGAGGGAGCUGGGUAUCGGUAAAUUGAAAAGGUGGCAGGUGGAGGAGGAGGAGGAGGAAAGAAGGAUGCUCCAACAGGAACAAGAGCAAGAGGGAGCAAACUAUCAGCAGCGAGAGUAUGAAAGGAAGCAAAGAGAGAAGGCCGAGAUGGAGAGAGCUCAAAAAGAAGACAGACAAAGGUUGAAGUAUCUGAGAGAAGAGAGAGAACAAUUGGACCAGGACAAAAUGGAGAAUGAGAGAUGGACAAUGGAAAUAGAAAAGAGACCAAAAGAGAAUGAGGUCAAGCUGUCCAGUACAGCCAGGUCAUGGACUGAGCUUCAUCAUUAUGAAGUUGAAAAUGACGACGUGCAGAAUAAAACCUCACCAUAUCAUAGCCUGAGAAUGGCCAAGACGACACUGAGUGAGAAUCCAGACGUCGAUGAAGAUGGGGAGCUUGCGCGCCUGGAGGCUGAGCAGAAGCUGCUGCAGAUCCGCCGGAGCCUGGAUGAGAAGGAAAUGCAGGACUUCGAGCGCCUGCGGCAGCGGGGUCAUGAUACGGAGCUGGAGCUGGAGGAACUGAAGAAGAGGAGAGAAGAUCGGCGCAAGGCGCGAGAGGAGGAGGAGCUACGCCGGCAGCAGCAGGAGCACGAGCUGCAAGUCAGAGAGGAGGAAGAAAAGAGAAGAAUGAGAGAAGAGAGAGAGAAGCGGAGGAUGGAGGCAGCAGAGAAACGCCACAAAGUGCUGAAUAUUUCAGGUAGUGAAAUGGAGGACCCAUUCCUCCCCCUCAGUCCCAGGAGCCCAACCUAUAAGAAAGAGUUUGACGAGGGAAUGACAUCAGAAACAACUUGCUUGAUCAGUGAAAGAACGGAAUCCUUGAACCGCUCACUUAAGAAGAGUAACAGUGUUAAGAAGAGUCAGCCCAUAACUAACAUAUCAAAGAUUGAUGAUCGAUUGGAGCAAUAUACCAAUGCCAUUGAGAGCACAACUAAGUCCCUGCGGCACACGUCAUUGGACAUCCCAAGCCUAUCAGAGGACGUGGCCACCAUGAAGAACCUAUGGGAGACAGGUGAUGCUGCCAGUAGCACAGCUACCAGAGGGACACCGAGUAAGGAUACAGAUGGACUGAAAGUAGGUGUCGGUGAUCUCAUCAAUCAGUGGGUCAGCAAGAACCCAGAGUCCAGUGUCAAGACUAGUCCCUCCAAACCUGCCGAAAUUAAGACAGGGGAUGUGAAGAGCAAAAAGAAUAUUUGGGAAAACAAGAGUGAUUCCAAUUCUUUCACCAAACUACCAAAUGCUGGAAAGAAUCACCCCUCGAGUGCAAGGUACAAGUUUGUGACGACUGGUCAUGGCAAAUAUGAGAAAGUCCCAAUUUCUGAUGAUGAGCAUGGUACCAAUGAAGAUAGUUAAUCGACUGCAGUUGAAAAUUACGAUAAGCAUACUGAAGAACUGGAGCCAACAAAUGAUCCAAGAGCAGUUGAAAUUAAUAAUUUUAUAUAUUAAUUUUUGUUUAUGUAUAAACUUGUUAUUGCCACUUAUAUCAUCAUUGUUAUGUCUUUCACCACUGAUUCUGCAAUAGCUUAGAGAGCAUUUGUAUCUGAAGAAUGGAAAUCCUUCAUUGAAAAGUUAUGCAAAGGUGCCUAUCUAACACGGGGACAGAAUAUCCCUACUUAAGGACCACUUCUUAUUCCAUUUCCAUUAUCUUAUUGAUUAUUAGAUAGCUAAGAAGAUCCAUUUAUUGCUCCAAUCUCUACCCUGCACAGCAGAAGUAAUGUGUACACACACAGACACACAUACUGCACACUGCACACAUUUAUGAGAGAUAUAGUCCUGGAAUAGACGAUAUUUUUUAAAUGCCUGUGGAGCAGAAUCUGUUUAUCCUGAUUUUGUGUUUUUGUUGUUAAGUAAUGGACACAAGCCAUUUGUGUAUCUCCUUGGUAGUAGUCUCACCAUUGAACCUAAGUUCAUUUUAGGUUUAUCUUGUUAAGUUGCAUAUUCAACAUUGACACAACUUGCCUUGGGUGACUGCAGUAGCAUGUCCAUAAAUGUUGCUCUCUUUCUUUGGUCCUCAGCAUUGUUUUCAAAAUCUCAUCUACAAUAAAUUUGUUUAUCAAUAAUAUGGAAUCUGCAUAAUCUUUAUAUAGCUUUAUAUAUGUGUAUAAGAUAAUGGAAGGCAUUGAUCGUGUGGAUAGUCAGAGGCUUUUUCCCAGGGCUGAAAUGGCUAGCACGAGAGGGCACACUUUUAAGGUGCUUGGAAGUAGGUACAGAUGAGAUGUCAGAGGCAAGUUUUUUAUGCAGCGAGUGGUGAGUGCGUGGAAUGGGCUGCUGGCGAUGGUGGUGGAGGCGGAUACGAUAAGGUCUCUUAAGAGACUCCUGGACAGGUACAUGGAGCUCAUAAAAAUAGAGGGCUAUGGGUAACCCUUGGUAAUUUCUAAGGUAAGAACAUGUUCAGCACAGCUUUGUGGGCUGAAGGGCCUAUAUUGUGCUGUAGGUUUUCUAUGUUUCUAACUUGAUUAAUGAAUUUGUUAAUUAUCUCCCAUUCCCAUUAGAUAAUAGUUUUAAACAAACUGAGGGUCUAUGUUACUGUUUUCACAGCUGUAAAGCUUUUCUUUGGAAAGAUGUUAAUAUUUGAAAUUGGAUGACAAAUUGACAAAUACAAUUCUAAAAAAGAUUGUUUAUUUAUCAUCAUCAGAAGAGGAAUAGUUGACCAGUGUUCAUCAGCCCUCCAGUGUAUAUGAACGGUUUGCUAGUUGUUUGGGAAAUGGGGGAAUAUACUGUGACCUGGCACAGAAAAUAUUGAACCAUUGUGAUGGAGCAACACGAACAAGCAAAAAUCGUCUGUUCUGAGUUCCUAAGCCAUUUACCUAGUUCAUUUCUCAGUUCCGAACAUAUUAAUGAAACUGUCUGCUGUUUAUAAUCACUAUUCUUUCAAUAUUAAAAUGUGCUAUGUUUCAAUAAAUAGCAUACUGUAACAAUUAUUACUGAAUUUUGCCACAGCUUUUAUCAGACCAAUGCUUUUGCCUUUGCAAUAACAUAUAUGUAUUGUGCAAUUUUGUGAAAUUGCUUAAAUUAAACCGAUCAUAUCUUUCAGCUCAGUUUGUAAAAAGAACAAAUCUACUGCCACAAUUAAAUCAAAUUGCUUCAUAUAGGAUUUUUUUCUCAAUUACUGCACCUAACAAUCUAUUCUAUAUAUUUAUUGCUCUCUCUUGGAGAGGGGCCUCCUAAUAUCUAUUAUAUCUGCCUUCCACUAAUUAGAAUCUCUACUACAUUGUCCUACCAUGUACAACAUGAGCUGUUGCACCAGAUUUAACCAAUAUUUUGAAGAUCAACAUAUAUAAUUCCUUUUUUUGAAGUCUCUUGGUCAUCUUAACCAGGCUGAUUUUUUAAAUAUAAUUACCAGCUUUUUCUCAUAAUUCAUUUGGUCUUAGUCCAAUUUUCUACACACCUCCAUUGAAGUUUCUGAAAUUCAUUGAACUCUAACUGAAAAAUACAGAAUGAGUGAAAAAUGUUGAGCGAGCCUUCCUAAGUCAUGCUUAACAAUUGCUAACAUUUAAUUCUUUUCUACAGUCCAGGGGCUCCCAACCCUUCUCAUGUCAUGGGCCCCUACCAUUAACUUAGGGGUCUGUGGACCCCAUAUUGGGAAAUCCUGCUGCAGAGUAACAGUUGGGCUGCAGGUAUUGCAAUAACUCCAGAGAACCAGGUUCAACUCUGACCUCCGGUGGAAUCUGAGGGGAGUUGGUUUGGCCUGGCUGUGACCACAUGGGGUUGUCCCAGGAAAUCCAUAUUCUUCCCACAUCCCAAUUAUCCCUACUGUAAGUGAGUGGUCAGAGAAUCAGUAGAGUGGAAUUGAUAGGAUGGCUGAGAGCAGGAUAGUGUGCUGAAUGGCUUCCUUCCAAAUGACACGUAACAGUGCUGUAUGCUGAAGUUUAGUACUGUAGGUGGGAGUAGAAAGUUGUGAAUAUGUAUUGCUGGGUUGAAUGAGACAAAUGAAGUUCACUGGGAAAGUGUGAGGUGGUUCAUUUCAAACGCAAACAAGAGUGAACAGUGUUUCUAAAUUGUCAAUAACUCCGAAUUCUGUUGGAAUAGAGAGAGGUAGGGAUUCAAGCACCAAAUCACUGAUAACUAUUGUAAGAAAAUUUUACAGGUCUCCCCAGUGUUAAGCUUUAUCUCAAGCAGGCUGAACCACAAAAAGUGAAAUGUGUGCUGCAAGCUUAAAUAUCAUCAUUUCUUGGUCCAGGAAGCUAGAGGGCUUUAAUUGGCUUUGGUGCAUAUUGCGGUUGGCAGCGGGGGAGUUGCAACUUGGGUUCAUAUCUAAUUUAAAUUUGUUUAAUUACAGACAAAGUUCUCAUACUUUGUAUAAAAGAUCAAAGAAUGGUAUAAUUGAGCUACUUGAGGUUAGCUGGAUAAGAAAAAGAGAAAAACUGGGAAAAUCCAGAACCACGGGUUUUACCCUUAAAUCACCAGUUGGAUGUACUAAAGAUGAGUAAGAAAUAUUUGUCAUGUAAUUAAAGUUAAAGAACCCAGGUCAGCUGGAAAUUGUAAAAUCUAAACUAGAUCGGGUCAGGAUGUUGGAGCACAUGCAGCAAAAAUAAGUCAGUACAGAUGAAGUAAAAAAUUACCCAUUAUAAUCAAUUUGGAACCCUUUCAAUGACUGAAAAGCUUUCCUUCAUUUCUAGCAGUUCCAACCUAGCCAUAGUAUAAUUCCACCUCAGUGGAGGAGGAAGUUACAUACUCUGUGCCAAAAAUUUGUUAAUGCAAUUUUCAGACCUGAAGUACAAGCACACCCCAAGGGUCUACCAAAAGUCUGAGGCUUCUUUCAAAUAUCCUCAAUAACUAAGAUGUUCCGUAGCUACUUAAGACUUUAACCAUAGCCUUGAGUUAGUGUGUCACAGACAACAUCAGUGCAUUCAGUAAGAAUGGGGAGAGGAAAGCACUGAUUUGGGAAACACAUCUUGGAAACAUUAAAAUUUAAUUGAAAUACAGUAUUCUGUUUAAUGUGAAACAGCUUGUUUUGUAUACUACUGUCAUGAACAAAAGUAAGGUGUCUGAGAAGGAAAAUGGAUUUGUUGUAGCUAUUGACAGUUUUAUUAAAUGUAAUGUUUGGUCUUAA